AGGACGGAUCUCCUCAUCGCUCAUGAGUUCUGUUAAAAUGCAGUACGUCCUGAGACCACUAGAUGGCGGUGUGUUGUUGGCUGUUCACGUGACAUGCUACAGCUUCCGGGUUGACCCCGAUGCAAUACACAAACAUAAGGACUGUAGUUUUGUAUGAGGAAAAACGAGUAACAGCCAAUGUUGUUUCCUUUUUGGACGACAAAAACAGACUUGUAUCUUGAUCCAUCUACUCGGUACAUGCUGUUAGAUGAUCAAAGUUCGAGUUGACCCUGAGUCGCGCGAUGGGGAUCAAGGAAGACGCUGAAGAGGUUUUGAAGCGGCACGACUUCAGCGGCGACGUGGAUCCUGUUCCCGCGCUGCCCAAAGCUUCGGUCCUGAUCCCUCUGAUGGUGAAGGAUGGAGUCCUGCACGCGCUGAUGACUCUGAGGUCGAUGCAGAUGAGGACCAGCGCGGGUGAGGUGUGUUUCCCGGGGGGGAAGAUGGAGCUGGGAGACCGGGACGAGGUGCACACGGCCCUGCGAGAAGCCGAGGAGGAGAUCGGGCUUCCACCUGACCUCGUCCAGGUGGUCAGUCGACUGGUGCCCAUCACCAGCAAGUUCGGUCUGCUGGUCACGCCGGUGGUUGGCUUCAUACCGGAGACCUUCACCCCCUGCCCGAACCCUGCUGAGGUCAGCGAGGUGUUCACGGUCCCUCUGGACUUGUUCCUCUCGCAGAAGAACCACGUUAAUCCACACGGCGCCAUGCGUCACUCGUUCACCUACAUCGACCCGUCAACGGGCACCGAGCAUCGCAUCUGGGGUCUGACCGCCAUGUUCGCCAUCAUGGCGGCGGUCUUGGCGCUGGGGAGGAAAACAGAGUUCGACCUCGGGCUGGACUCCGUGGACUUACCCCGGGCGCUACGGCAGCGACUUAGGAAGACGAUGAGCAAACUGUGACGCAGCUUCACUUGCCGAUGACGACUGCAAUUUCUCUCUGCGUAGUUUCACCACUAGUCCAUGAUAACAGGAGUAAUAUAUAAUUUGUGGAGUCAGUUCUAUUUCCUUAUUUCACUUGCUAAAAAAAAAACGAUUAUUGCGCAUGUCAGAGAAAUUAAAGGGCUCCUGAAGUGUCAAGUGUUAUGAUCUUUCUUUGGGUGUCAGGACAUUGUGUUGCUUACAUGAAAACUGACACAUUUUUUUUAUUUUAUUUUACAUUUUAAAACAUAGGUUUUUCAGCUCUCAGCCAAAAAGGUUCAAGAUCCCUGCUCUAUCGUGUCAGCUAGCUGACCCUUUUUUUGGUGGCGACUUUUUUUUGGCCAGGCAGUAUAUAUAUAUCGAUUUUUAAAAAAAGAUUUCCUACACAUUUGUCGACUAAAAACAAGAUAUUUCAUUCUAAUUUCAUUGGUCAUGUCUCACUUCUUGCACUGCAGACACAAGAUAACAAUAGCUCAGCUUUAGGUCUUUAUUUCCCUCAUUGUGUGUCUAUUUUCACCUUCUCUGUAGUUAAAUGAAAAGUUAAAUAAAAUAAUUGUUAGCAAUGCUCAUUUUAAUAGUAUGUCUUUUCUUUCACAGUAAACAAAUAUGUAAAAAUCUAUCUUGUUAUACAUGUUUUACCUGCAGUUGUGUUACAAAGUUAUUCACCACUGAAAAAAACAGAUAUUCCUAUAAGUGAUGACAGAAUAAAAAUUUUCCUAGUUUUAUAUUUCGGAGGCAAAAUUCAAGUUACAUUUUCAACUCGUCUUUUGGCUUGACGGCCCCUCAUAACAGUCAAUGUAAUGUUAAGUUGACCACGCUGGCAACUUCAGAAACCAAGCAGACAGACAUGGAAGCCAAUGUUGUGCCAGUCAGAGCUGAUCUCCUUUUCCCCGUUUCAAUUGCGUUCAGAUCUUCUCACAAUGUAAAAAAAAAAAAUCUGAUUUUUAUCUCAACCGAAGAUCUUGGUCACCACUCUACCGUCUAAAUUCAGCUUCAAACAUGGCAACAGAAGCAGGUUUUAUUAAUUGAUUUAAUGUAGCAGCAGGAUUACAGAUAUAAACUGAAGUAUACAAAUGUCCAGACCAAGGCAAAGUACAUGUUAAUAAUAGUUCAGAUGUUUGAUAAUC
Synchiropus splendidus (mandarinfish) is the source of this 2080-nucleotide messenger RNA. RefSeq names its product nudix (nucleoside diphosphate linked moiety X)-type motif 7 (gene nudt7). The coding region runs from base 282 to 935 and encodes 217 amino acids. Gene Ontology annotation, molecular function: acetyl-CoA hydrolase activity; coenzyme A diphosphatase activity. NCBI's taxonomy places the organism in Eukaryota, Metazoa, Chordata, Actinopteri, Syngnathiformes, Callionymidae. Gene Ontology annotation, biological process: coenzyme A catabolic process. The transcript is spliced from 3 exons. The record is from RefSeq and is a predicted model, not a curated record.